AUAAACACAUUAUAAGAAGGUGAAUGAAUCUCACAGCUUACAAUUACGAACAUAGUAAUGAAGAAGAGACUAAGCUUGAAGCAAAUCUUGGUGACUCUCUCCAACCUCGGUGUAUGUUUGUGCGUAAAACAUAUUGAUAGUAACAAGAUUCAAGAUUCUAACACAGAGAUCAAGAACGGAUCUCUAUGUCCCCAAGACGAUUCGGCUAUCGAAGGAAGAAGGAGAAUCAAAGUGGUGAUAACUAGGAAACAGCUGGAGCGCUUGUUGGCGAAGCAAGUUUCAUUGGAGCAGCUUGUUUUUGUGAAUCAGAGAACCUCUCUCAGUUGUUUUGACGACAGUAAGUGGAUCCCAAGGCUUGAAUCUAUCCAUGAAUCACCUGAAUUGUAAAAUUUUGGGUUUUAGAUGUUUCUUCAGACUUUGCGGCUCAUGGUGUUGUAUAUAUCAUAAAGUCUUUUUGUAACUUCAGUGUUAUUUAACUGAAUAAGUUUACAAGAA
Molecule: messenger RNA, 495 nt
Organism: Arabidopsis lyrata subsp. lyrata
Lineage: Eukaryota; Viridiplantae; Streptophyta; Magnoliopsida; Brassicales; Brassicaceae
Exons: 1
Coding region: 58-387 (109 amino acids)
Source: RefSeq, a predicted model, not a curated record